Messenger RNA from Triticum urartu, 2776 nucleotides. The record is from RefSeq and is a predicted model, not a curated record. NCBI's taxonomy places the organism in Eukaryota, Viridiplantae, Streptophyta, Magnoliopsida, Poales, Poaceae.
UAGACAACCGUUACGUCUUCGAGAUCUGGACGGACACGCCCUCCCCCCUCCCCCCUCGCCGACCUCUUCGCCGCCGUCGAGAUCCGCUCCUCCCAGCCUCCCCGCCGCGGCCGGAGAGGGUUGGUAAUGCUAUCGAGCUACGUUCGAUCUGCAGGCGAGCAGCGCGGUGCGGCAGUUUCGUGGGCGAUGGGGCGGAUGGGGAGCGACGCGCAGUUCUACGACGACCGCGACCGACCGACGACGCCUCCGUAGACUCCCGAUUCGACGCCGACAGGUCGACGCGCUCUUCCCGCAGCUGGUCAAGAAUGGGGCGGCGGUGGGGCAGUCGUCCGAGAUGAAGCUCGUCUACCUCUAACUGCUCCGAGACCCGGAGAAGCGAGCCAACCUUUUCCUGGUAACAGAGCCAGGUCGGAGUAAUAACGUGCCAGAAUAAAGCUCUCCUUUCCAUUAGCAUAUUCAAGAAUGAUUUAUCACACAUAAAGGUGACGUCUUGGGCCUUACACGCCAUGGCUUCAGAUUGCAUUCGUUGCUCUGAUUGUAUCAGACUAUCUGUUGCUGUAAAGAAAUGUCUCAAGGAUCCAUCGCCAUAUGUUAGGAAAUGUGCGGCAUAUUCAUGUGCUCUACAACUUGCUUCCAGAGGAAGACACAACUUUGGAGGAGAUAGUGAAAAUUCCCCUCGGGUAGUGGGAGCUGCUGCUGUUGCAUUUAGGUCGGCUUGUCUGAAUCGACGGCCUCAGACUCCAGCCGAUGCAGUUGCGACCCUGCCUCUAGAUCAGCUCGCCAACCAACCAGUUACUGCUGUCUUCAAUCAGUCUCCACAAUCCCCGACAACCUCCGGCCGUCAUCAGCAUCAUGCUCCAGCCACCACUCAUCUUCUACCCUGUUCAUCUACUACCAUGUCCGCCAUACACCUCAUGCACCAACCCUAGCAGUGGGUUGAGUACAGCCUCGAUGGCUCAUGGACCACACACUCCUGGCUUGCUUCCAGAUGCUUCAUAGUUCAUCACCCACAAAGCUAGCUCCCAUGAAGCUAUGACUCGACACAUGCAACCAGAACAUAAUUAUGCUGCGGGAGAUAAACUAGUUAUGAAGAAUUUCAUGAUUACACCUGGAUCUAGCACUUCUCAAAUGGAGCAGAGAUCCUCUGAUCACAUUGUUCUUGAUGUAAAUGAUGAUAACAUAGAUAAUGGGCAAUGCCACCAUUUCUCCAUAAGUGGGUAUGUUCGUGAGAUGCAGAUGAAUGACUCAAAUUUCCGUUCACUAUUUGAUGACCACAUCAAUUCAUUGCUAGUUACUACAAAAACAUUUCGACGAUGGUAUUGCGAAAGCUGCAGGGAUAAAUUGGAACCAUUAUAUAAUAAUACCAGCACACCAGCUAGAAUGUUGAAUGGAUUUGCACGAGGACAACAUGACGUCCCCAAGGAAUUAUCGCAAGAGAAGGGUUCUGAGGGAUGUCGUUCACCUUCCUACAAUAUAGAAUCCAUGAAAGUAGAUCGAGUUGUAAAUGAUUCAUAUGAGUCAACACCGAUUAAUCAGAAGAACGGUGCUGCAAAAUGUCAUUCACCAGUGUUCAAAACCUACAAGAGAAGGAAGAACACCAAAGUGCACGAAGUUAUAAAUAAUAGUUCUUUUGUGGAAUAUCAAGAUACCUCUGGCAUGGCUUCAACUUUUGCCCAUGCAUUACCGUCUUCGAGCAGUUAUAAGUCGGAAAAGGCAGCACAAAUAAGUAUUGAACCCCGGAACCAGAGUGCAUUAAAUCUGAUCCAGGUAAAUGGUUCCCGAUCCAUAUUAGAAACAAAGGCAGGAAAUAUGUUUGAUCCAAGAAUGUCAGGACCUUCGACGGGUUACUAUACAAGUGACCAUAUGCAGGGAAGACAUCUUCAUGGAUCAGUAGACUUGUGGAAGCACACAUGCUUCACACAAUGUGAAGCGUCUACAGGGAACAUGCCAAGCCGUUGUCUACUUCCUAAUUCAUACCAUUUGCAUGAUCAGUAUGAUGUAGAAAAUUUCAUAUGGUACAGAGACAGCAACAUCAUCAAUGAAAGUUGUGCACCGACCAUGGAUAUUUCUGCAAAGUAUCAACAUCCACAUUGUCCCAGUAAACCAUUUCGCCCUGUUCCUAGGAUUGGUGUGCUCAGUCCCAUGUUGCAGAAAGAAGUCACAACAUAUUCGGAGAGCUGCGGAACACAGUCUGGCUACCGACUAGGCAUGUCUGAGGAGGAAAUGCCUUGCCAGAUGUACAGAGGGGAAAACUCGGCAUCAAGCUCACAAAAAUUCCGGGCAACGUACAACCCCCAACAUUUGGGUCAUGUCAACUCUGUUGGAAUACCAGAACUUCUGCCGGAGAGGGAGAAUUCACAUUCAAGCAAAGGCAAAAGCAAAAUGGUAUAUUCUUCGGACAAAUCUGCACAACAGGAUAUAUGUGCUCAGGCUCUGUCUCUCUCUGGUGUGGCCACAAAUGCUGCAACUCGUGGAAGGAGUUGAAAGUUACAUGAUGAAGGCAUGUAACCUUGCAUGUGCCUUAACGUGUCAAGUGCAUAAUCUUUUUUGUUUGAAAGCGCAUACAUGUUUUUGGUUGUCUUGUCAAGUUGUGUGGAAGGAGUUGGAUUAUCACCAUAGUAUGAGUUGGUUGUCUUGUACUCUAUAAUGUUUUGACAUGUAAUGUCUCGGAGUCGGGUACCAAACGUGGGUCGUUGAAUAAGUGUAAUUUGUACACCUGUGAAUUGAUGUUUUUUCAUCCUUCCAAGACUCUAUAUUCCACCUGAUAUUUUGUUAA